Molecule: messenger RNA, 2997 nt
Organism: Myotis lucifugus (little brown bat)
Lineage: Eukaryota; Metazoa; Chordata; Mammalia; Chiroptera; Vespertilionidae
Product: F-box only protein 33
Exons: 3
Coding region: 61-1236 (391 amino acids)
Biological process (GO): positive regulation of protein ubiquitination; SCF-dependent proteasomal ubiquitin-dependent protein catabolic process
Cellular component (GO): SCF ubiquitin ligase complex
Source: RefSeq, a predicted model, not a curated record
CCCCAGCUCCGCGUCUGCCUCCGGGUCUCCCCGGCGGAGCAGCCUCGCCUCGAGUUCCUCAUGCGCAAGUGCGGCUGGUUCGUGCGGGAGCUGCGCGUUGAGUUCGCCGCCGAGAAUUACCUGAGCGGAGGCGGCGGGCCGGGCGACGGAGGCGGCGCGGACCCCGGGACCGGCGGGGAAGAAGUGGAGGCCUUGCAGCUGUCCGCCCGUUGGCUGGAAGUGCUGCGCACCUACUUGGAGCUGGUGCUGUGCGUGCUGGUCAGCAUCCGGAACAACAGAAUUCAGCAGCUGUUUGAAGAAAUACUGAGUAAUAGCAGGCAACUGAAAUGGCUGUCCUGUGGGUUUAUGCUGGAAAUAGUAACCCCAACAUCACUGUCAUCUCUCUCAAACUCUAUUGCCAACACCAUGGAGCACCUGAGUUUACUGGACAACAAUAUUCCUGGUAACAGCACCCUUAUCACUACAGUGGAACUAGAGCGAUUUGUGAAUCUGCGCUCACUUGCCCUGGAUUUCUGCGACUUUACAGCUGAGAUGGCAAGAGUCUUAAGCGAUAGCAACCAUGUGCCUUUGCAGCGACUGUCUCUCCUGGUCCACAAUGUUUCUGUGAUGCACAAGUCUCUGGACAACAUGCCAAAUGAUGAGCAUUGGAAAGCCUUGUCACGAAGGAGUCCCAGCCUCCGGGUCUAUAUCAUGGCUUUUGAUAUUAAGAGUGAAGACAUGUUAAAGAUUCUGAAACCCAGUAUACCACUAGAGAGGAUUCAUUUUGACAGCUACAUCACUUGUGUUUCGGGAGCUAUUGUUGAUCUUAUAUCUAGGCAGUAUGACAAGUUCCUCACUCAUUUCAUAUUAAUGAAUGAUGUGAUUGACACGUCUGGUUUUCCAGAUCUUAGUGAUAACCGAAACGAAGAUCCAUUGGUGUUAUUAGCGUGGAGGUGCACAAAGCUUUCUCUUCUGGCAAUUCAUGGUUACACAGUGUGGGCACACAACCUCAUUGCCAUUGCUCGUCUUCGUGGCUCUAAUCUAAAAGUACUUGAAGUCACCGAAGAAAGCAUUGAUUUUGACCAAGGUGAACUGGCCGACCAGGAUGUGGAUCCAGUGCAUAACCUUAUUGAGCAGGUAUCCCUGGGCCUGGGUCAACCUUGGCACGCAGUCAUGGACAUCGAAUCACUCAGUGUCUUCACUGAACCAAAUCGUCAUUUUUACAGAGAGAUGCAAAGCUUUAGCGAAGACAUUUAGCUUUUUUUUAAAUGUACAAUUCCUGUGGUUACAUAUGCAAGUAGGGUCCUAUUAUGUUUUUUUCAGUAGUGUGAAUUAAUCCCUUUGUGCUGUGUUUAAUCAGUAUUAGCUUCAUAGAAUUAUAUAUGUAUAUUCUACUUCUUGAUCAAAGAACGUAGUCGGGUAUUGGAUUAGAAGUUCAAAGUGACAAUGUAUAGGGCUUUCACGGUUAAUAGACUUGUUACCAAACCUUAAAGAUACACAACCGAAGGUUGUCUGAGGUUGCUGGCUAACUUUAUUUUUCACUGAGUUACUCUCUCUUUUUGAUUAUUUUAUUCUUUGUGUGUCAGAGUUGAACUCAGGAGCCAAAAUAUUUUUAUACAUAUAUAGAUAUAUACCCAUAGCCUGGUGGAUUUGUAUGCAAUAUACUGCAUUCACGCAUUCUAAUAGCAUUUCAUUAAUUUUUAUUUAAAAUCGAAGGGAGGAUAAUGUCCCAAAUGAGUUAUCUUUAACAGAAAAGCCAAGAUUUUAACUUUCAUUCCAUAUAUAAAAUUGAUUAUCACCAAUUACCAUUCUGAAUUUUGUAUAGUAUUAGGUUAGAAUCUUGCUUAACCCUUUUUUUAAAAUGCAUUUACAUAAACAAAUACUCAAAUUGUUGGAUUUUUAGAAACUAUAUCUGACAUGAUUUUAUUUAUCAAUUAUAUUACACAUUCAAGUUAGCUUUUAAGCCCAGAUUUCAAGUUGUGGAGGGAGAAAGAAACUAUAUUCCAGGGUAAAACCUCCUAAAAGAAAAUCAAAAAACAGAAUUGUAAACACACAUGCUUGCAAACAAACAUUAGUCGUGAAAUCCCUAGCAACAAGUCACUGGAUUUUUCUCUGUCAGCGCGCGUGUCAGCUGCCAAAGAAUAGACUUAACUGAAGAAGUGCCCACAUGCUGGCAGGGGCCGGCCCACUCUGGCCAGCCAGAUUCUGCUAGAUUGUAAUAUUUAAGGUCGAAUUUCGACCUGUGGUACACAGCUGUGCUGUGGCUCAGUCAGCAACCUCAGAACUCUGAAAAACAAAACACAAAAAAAAGAAAAAAAAAAUGCACCUGUUUCACUGUGAAUAGUGAAUGUAAAGGAAGAGAGGAAAAACUGAAAACUUGUUCUAUCACAGGUAUGAGCUGCUAUAAUACAUGAAGAACAUUCCAUGAAGUAUGUUUUAAAACCUUGUUAUAUCUGAGAGGCUUUAAAAGCCGAUUUAACUGUUUCAGGGCAACCGCGGUACAGACGUGGUCUCUGUGAGACUUCCACCUGACCCCAGUUUUAAGUGGUACGAAUGUUGUGCAUUUAAUGUUAACGGACAGUCUGCAAUAAUAAAGUAGCCAACAUGGGUGCCCAGCAGUGCUGAGACCUGGCUGCUCUAUUGUAAGCUUUGGAAACACAAUUUAUGCAACAGAUGUCCAGAUAUGAUUCUAUUUAUGGAAAAAGUUUAUAUGUGUUUUACAAAUGGUUUUACCAUCUUAUAUUAAAAUGACCUUUUGACAGGUGUGCACUGUUUUGUCUCCAGUGGGCACAUACCAUGCGGAUUUUAUAUGUACAUCAGUAGUGUGAAUCCACUGGCACAGUGUGUGUAAAUGCCAGAUGUGGUGAGAUUUUAUCUUAUAAAUGUGAUCAGAUAAAAUAACUCCUGACAGAAACUGUAAGGAAACCAGCUGAAUGUUUGACCUGAUGACUGAUGUUAUAUGGUUUAUGUUAAAUGUAUAUUCUUUUAAUCAAUGAAUAAAGCAUUAAAAAGUGGUCA